UCAGUCCGUCUUUGAUUGAGCUUAAAUGCUUACUGUAGACUGAAUAUUUUGAAAACUAUCAUUUAUUUUAUGUGAAAAAAUGAAUAAUCUGACUGCACAAUGUCUACUUGUUUUUUUGUGUCUUUGAAGUCUUUAAUCCAGGUGAAAGCUUCUCUCACUUACGCCAAAUAUCCAAUGAGACCAAACUACAUAAACAUGGACCUGAUAUGUACAAUUUUGAUUUCUUGAUUUCUAUGUAAACUAAUAAGUUAAUAUUGUUUGUUUUUGGAUCAAACAAAGAUGGCGUUUUCACCAUCCUCGUCUUUUUUCCCAAUCCUCCUCCUCCUUCUCGCCAUCACAGUGGAGAGCAGACCAUCGCCUCAGAAAGACAACAAACAGGUGUUAGAUUCUCUUUUUGGCUCUCAUCUCUCAUCUCUCCUCUCAGCAUCGUCCACCUUUAAUGAUGAUGUCACAGAGGGCUCAGCAGACAACACCAGCCCCUCCUCCUCUGCAAACGUGGCUCAACGCCUCAAUCAAGAACAGGGGUUGGCUGACCGACAGGGGGCAGUACCACGCUUCUUCCUUGACUUCCUGCGGCGUCAGACCAAGAUGAGGAGGCGGAGCCGCAAGUCUAUGGUGGGGGGAAGAGGAUGCUUUGGGAUGAAGAUGGACCGCAUCGGCUCCGUCAGUGGGCUAGGCUGUUAACUGAGUAAAGCAUUUUCUCUCUGUGACGUCAUUGGCACAUAAACGUCCUUCUGUCCAAUUGCUGACCUCAGGUUACCUUUGUAACCUGUAGAAUUCCCUUUUUUCCCAUGCACAUGACGAUGCUCGACUCCACCUGUGCCUUCAUGAUGAUGUCAUGACAGCAGGUGAUGCAAACUCGACCCCACAUGACCUCUGACCUAUAGGACUUUACAGUCAGAGACAUCAUGUUGGAAAUUAGUAAUGAACGGAGACACAGGUAGAGAUGGAUACUACCAAUGAACUCUGACCCCUGACUGUGCCACAGUCAGCAGUGAAUGAAUGGUGCAUUCAUGUAUGUGUUUGUAGGUGUGUGUGUGUGUGUGUGUGUGUGUUUGUGUGUGAAGACCUGUUGCUUUUUACAACAGGAAUAAAAACUAAAUCUGAAAUCAAAGUACUGUUUUGUGUUUAUGAGUUCCCUCUACUGUAAAAACCUGUUCUAGUACCAGUACUGAUUAUAUUCAGGUCCUGUGAUCCCAUUAUCAUAGAAUGAGAUUAAAGCCAGAU
Molecule: messenger RNA, 1227 nt
Organism: Cynoglossus semilaevis (tongue sole)
Lineage: Eukaryota; Metazoa; Chordata; Actinopteri; Pleuronectiformes; Cynoglossidae
Product: C-type natriuretic peptide 2-like
Exons: 2
Coding region: 280-684 (134 amino acids)
Biological process (GO): cGMP biosynthetic process; receptor guanylyl cyclase signaling pathway
Cellular component (GO): extracellular region
Molecular function (GO): hormone activity
Source: RefSeq, a predicted model, not a curated record